Molecule: messenger RNA, 3038 nt
Organism: Daphnia carinata
Lineage: Eukaryota; Metazoa; Arthropoda; Branchiopoda; Diplostraca; Daphniidae
Exons: 3
Coding region: 493-2634 (713 amino acids)
Cellular component (GO): membrane
Molecular function (GO): hexosyltransferase activity
Source: RefSeq, a predicted model, not a curated record
UCGCGAUUUUUAAAACAAUAUCGUGACGACGGCCAAGCAAACAACGAACACAUCUGUGCCUGCGUGUGGGGGUGUGUGAGUGUGUACCGUGUAAUUCCCCUUCCUUGAGUCUGUCCCUCUUCUGUUGCGGGUUGUGAGUGUUGCCUGUACUCUAUCGUCAAUUUGCGUUGGUGGGCAGACCGACAGCGAAUAGCAACAAUCUAACUGAAUCCAUCUUUCUUAACGGAUAUUCUUUUUUUGUUGUCUAAAGCAGCGUUGUUCACAACACACACACACACACACACACACAAAAGGGGAACUGCAGUAAACAAUAAUCAAAAUACAAACGAAUAAGAAAGAAUAAGACAAAGAAAAGAAAAGAAUAAAAAGAAGAAGAAGAAGCCCAAAGACGGGCAGGCAAAACAAUCACCCCCCGGACCAAAAGUGAGAGACGAGGAGAAAAAAUACCGGUCACGUUCGUGGAGACGAACGUUGGCCCACUUCGAUCAGAGGAUGCCUUUCGGUGAAGUCAUGUAUCGGUGUAACGCCAAUUACUGUUUCAGCAGCGUCUUCCGCAAUCGCGUCGUCGGCCUCGUCAUCACGCUGGCCCUCAUGCAACUCUUUCUCUUCUCUUUCUACCUCAACGGACUCCACAGUCAGGCGGUGGUCACGACCAAUACGGGCAGCAGCAGCAACAGUCCCGUUUCGUCAUCGGAGCAACAGGAUGGGCAUAAUCACCCGUUAGAAUUGGCUGCCGUCGUCCAACAGGCCGUUCGGCCGCGACACGUAGACGACCCUAUAGUGCUGGCAGACGCCGGGAGCGCGGCUACGGUCGGGCCUGACUUUAACCUUGGUCAACGGUCAGUGCCAGUGGGUCAAGAGGCGGAGCGGGCAGACGACGCAUUCCUUAACCCGUCUAUCAGCAAAGCCAAGGCCGUCAUGGGUGACGCCGCCAAAAAAGCCCUCGACCACCUGAUGACCAACAAGAAACCAGCCAUGGAUUUGAUGGCCAUGGCCGCCAAGAAGUUGUCUGCAGACCCCAACGAUCCCGUCGCCAAACUCGGACUAAAUCUUUUGGCCAAUGCCUUUAACAACAUGAAAAACCAACGGGGACCAGCCCAGCUCAAGCCACAACAACAACAACAGUCAACCAAUGAAGUGGUGGGCCGCAGCCAGCAACAAGCUGUCGCCAACAAUAAUGAGCCAGUCUCGUCAUCAGCCGUUAACGAUGUCGAGGAUCCAGCCAAAUCCCAGUACGCUAAUCUAGCUCAAAUGGGCUUACAAAUGCUAACCAACGGGCUGGCCGAUCCUUCGUCGAUUGCAGCUAAUAAGGCAUCCAGUCCGGACAUGCGCAUGCUGGAAAUGGCUUCCCAGUUGAUGUGGCAGAGCGCCAAACUAUCCAAAGCCGGAUUUGAUCCUCAAAUGGCCAAAUCGGCCUUGGGCUUACUUAAAGGCGCUGUGGCUAGUCAGAAACUCGAUCCGAAGGUGAUUCUCGGACUGGCUGGCAAGAUGAUGACAAUGCAACAACAACUGCAACAACAAACUGCGCCCGUUUCCGGCGAAACUAAUGGCGGUGGCUUCAACUUGUUGAGCCAAUUGUUGUCCAACGGCCAGCUGGCGUCGGCGCUGCUCAACGCCGGAGCUGCCGCCGCUCAGCCGGCAGUUUCGGCUGACCAAUCCAAUACGAUUUAUCGCAAUUAUGUCAAGGUGACCAGCAGAAAAUUGCCGACGCUCAAAUCGAAGAUGUCCUCACCUUAUUCCAUCCCGUCUGGCAAAGUUGUCGUCGACAUUGGAUUUCAGUUCACGAUGGAAACGGUGGACACGUGCCGCUCCAACGCCACCUACUUGAUUAUGGCCGUUUCAUCGGCUGCGCACACUGAGGAACGACAGGCGGCUCGCGACACGUGGAUCAAAGAUUUGCAUCAGCUGGUUGGCGGCAAAGUCGACGUUGUUUUCAUAAUUGGUCAAACGGCCAACGUCACCCUGCAUCGGGCCGUCGAAGAGGAGGCAACGACCCAUCGCGACUUGAUCCAGACCAACGUGCAAGAGCCAAUAGAAAAUGGCGUCUUCAAAACGUUGGCCGGUCUCGUCUGGAUCGACCGCAACUGUCCGGAAAUUGAGCAAAUCCUCAAGAUCGAUGAUGACGUCUACGUCAGCGCAGCGACAAUGCUCAAGGCGAUGGAGAAGGGCAAAGCGAGGCCCACCAUUACCGGUAGCCUGAUCGACAGCAUGAGUCCACACACGACAUCAGAUGAGAGACACAAGGCGUCGAAGAAAGCCUGGCCUCUGAAAGAGUUCCCACGCUUCAUCCUCGGCGGAGCUUACCUGAUGGGCAGGCCGGCAGUGCCGCGCUUACUGGCGGCCGCCCAGAUAACUCCAAUCUUACCACUGGAGGAUGUCUACGUGACUGGACUGUGCGCCGUCGGCGGCAAAGUGGAGCUUAUUCCCAAUAAAAGUCUGUUUGAAGAGGAAAUUAGCGAAGAGUUGGACACAUGCACCUUUGAGGAUUUCGCCUCCUGGCGUUCGACGGGUCCCGCUGACGUCAAACAAACGUGGAACUUUGCUCAAGCGAUGAAGAGAAGCGGCGAGGUGUGCGUCACAACCAACAAGUGCGCCCGGACGUUCAUGGGCAUUUGCAUCCCAUCAUCGUCCUAAUUCGCUCUCCAUCGUCGUCUCUGUGUACAUCGAUCUUUUAUCGUGAUUUUCAAAUCGGACUGGAUCCAGUUAAUCUCCGAUCUAUCGCGCAAUGAUUUGCAAUUAUUUAUUUAAUUGUGGGCAGUUGAAUAUUAUGGAAUUUCCCGUUUGGUGGAUGACGUGUUGGUUAUCUUGGCAUGUAAAAUAUUAUCUUUUUAAUCUACAUUGUUGGACAACCUAGACAGUCAAAACUCUAUUUGAUCGAGAGCCUCAGCAAUCACGUAAGGGCAGACUCAAAGAUUCAUCUCAUAGAGGUUUUCGCAGAUUGUUCGUCCUUUAUAAUUACUUGUAUUCUUCAUAAUCAUGAGAGUGACUUCUGCAAAAUAAUAAGACAAGUAAUACAAAACAUGUUUUUUUUAUUAGAA